Molecule: messenger RNA, 1926 nt
Organism: Colletotrichum truncatum
Lineage: Eukaryota; Fungi; Ascomycota; Sordariomycetes; Glomerellales; Glomerellaceae
Product: ccr4-not transcription subunit 3
Biological process (GO): regulation of DNA-templated transcription; nuclear-transcribed mRNA poly(A) tail shortening
Cellular component (GO): CCR4-NOT core complex; nucleus; P-body
Source: RefSeq, a predicted model, not a curated record
AUGGCGGCAAGGAAACUGCAACAAGAAGUCGACAAGUGCUUCAAAAAGGUGGCGGAAGGCGUCGCUGAAUUCGAGGCCAUCUACGAGAAGAUUGAGCAGUCCAACAAUAUCUCACAGAAGGAAAAGCUAGAAGACAACCUCAAACGGGAAAUAAAGAAGCUUCAACGCCUCCGUGAUCAAAUUAAGACAUGGGCGGCAAGCAACGAUAUCAAGGACAAGGCUCCUUUAUUGGACCACCGCCGCUUAAUCGAGACGCAAAUGGAGAAAUUUAAAGCGGUCGAGAAGGCCAUGAAGACUAAGGCAUACUCCAAGGAAGGGUUGGCAUCUUCUGCGAAACUUGACCCUCAAGAGCAAGCCAAGGCGGAGGCAAGCGAUUUCCUCAGCGGCAUGGUUGACGAGCUGGAGCAACAAAUCGAGACCCUUGAGGCGGAGAGCGAAUCGAUACAAGCGACCAUGAAGAAGGGCAAGAGCCAAGCUGCAAAGGCGGAACGCAUCGCCGAGAUCGAGCGCAUCAUCGAACGUCAUAAAUGGCAUCAAAGCAAGCUCGAACUAAUUCGAAGGUCCUUGGAGAACGGCGGCGUCGAUACAGAUCAAGUGACUGAUCUUGAAGAAACGAUUCGUUAUUAUGUCUCGGACGGCAUGAAUAACGACUUCGUCGAAGAUGACGAAAUGUACGACGACCUUAACUUGGAUGAGGAGGAGGGUGUAUACGGCAUCCCUCAAGACGGCGAUAAGGGCUCAUCGCAAGAUGCCCAGUCGCAAGCAGAAGAACCAACACCAGAGCCGGAGAUCAAACCACCCAGUGGUAAGGUAAAGGCAGUAGCAGAGGUUUCUGCUUCGGGACGAAGGUCUAGUGCGCAAUCAAAGUCCCCAUUACCUGCGCUGGCAACCUUACAUACGCCAUUAGCAACGAUCAGUAAUGGCAACGCGAAUGGCCCAGUUAUGAAGCCGGCUUCCGUCCCUGCAAGACCAGCAGAAGGCCUCAAGUACGCUUCCGCUGCCGCUGCCGCUGCGGCAUCAGACAAGAUCGGUAUAUCCCCGUUACCGCCUCCACCAGGCGCACAACCUGUAGCCACUGCUGCUGCUCCCGCUGCCGCCAAGACGAGCGCAACAAGUUCUCCCGCAACGGCACCAGCACACCCCGUUGCGGCGAAGGAGGCGGAAAUCAAACAACCCGCGUUGUCGUCAGGAAGUGUGAGCGAAACUCCAACGGCCAGCGCGAAGGCAACCCCCGCACCAACCAAGGCGGAAAAGCGGGCGGCCAAGAACCAGGCCGCGGCCGAGGCUGCAGAAGCAUCCAAGGGUGAGGUGCCACAGGCUUGUAAGCGACUUCAUGAGCUAAUUUCUUUUCCAGCUGCCCAGACGAAUGGCUCAGCCAAUGGUGUGAAGUCGGCUUCGGACGAGGAGGAAGAGUCAAUUUACCACCUUCCUUCGUCUCUGCAAGAUCUUGUCGAGUCGUUCGAAACAUCUCGCAAGAGGCCAGCCUCUUAUACUUCCGCAGCCACGCAACGCAUGCUCCAGGCAAGUCAGGCUAUGUGCCCCGACAUCUUGGACACGGACGUGCCACGAACCUACCGCCCAGAUCUUCGCCUUUCGUCAACAGGGACUGGCUUCCCUCAGGAGCCGCUUCCGUUGUUUGACGACCCGCGGCUGUACUCUCGCAUUGAUCCUGAUACGCUCUUCUACGUCUUCUACUACAAACAGGGCACACCUCAGCAAUAUUUGGCUGCUAAAGCGCUGAAAGAUCAGAGCUGGAGAUUCCAUAAGCAGUACCAAACCUGGUUUCAGCGGCAUGAGGAGCCAAAGAACAUCACCGAGGAGUUUGAGCAGGGCACGUACCGGUUCUUUGACUAUGAGAGCACUUGGAUGAACCGCAGAAAAGCGGACUUCAAGUUUGCGUACAAAUUCCUAGAGGACGAUGUAUGA